This is a messenger RNA of Ictalurus furcatus (blue catfish), 2256 nucleotides long. RefSeq names its product ring finger protein 145a (gene rnf145a). Gene Ontology annotation, molecular function: zinc ion binding; ubiquitin protein ligase activity. The transcript has 11 exons. Gene Ontology annotation, cellular component: endomembrane system; endoplasmic reticulum. The record is from RefSeq and is a predicted model, not a curated record. NCBI's taxonomy places the organism in Eukaryota, Metazoa, Chordata, Actinopteri, Siluriformes, Ictaluridae. The coding region runs from base 209 to 2167 and encodes 652 amino acids.
UAAAUCGUUUACUUCUCUCUCUCUCGAAUGGCUGCGGGAUGAAGCGAGCAGUUUCGACGUCUCAGUGUUUUUUCUCGCAAUGCAUGUCGCUUUUGUGAGUCCUCUACGCGCUAUAUUGCCCUUCAAGCAUGGCUGAUAUUCGAUCGGAGAAACGUCGCGAAUCGUAACCUAGAGGAGUUGCGGUGAUUAUUGGUUCUUGUGAGGGCGUAUGCUGUUUGUGUUCAGUGGGAAAGCCGGGUGUGCAAUGGCGGUGAAGGAGCACAUAGAGGCUGUGCUGAAUGUGGGCCUGCGGGUCCCCAGCAUCAUGCUGCUGGAGGUGCUAUACCGCUGGGACGUAAGCUCCUUCUUCCAGAAGAUCCAGAGGAGCAGUAUGAACAACAACCCCCUCUUCCAGUACAAGUACCUAGCUCUCUACCUGCACUAUGUAGGCUAUAUUCUGAGUCUGGUUUUGCUGACACUGCCUCGACAGCGUCUUGUUCAGCUCUACCUGUACGUCCUCACCGCUCUACUGCUUUUUGCUGGACACCAAAUUUCAAGGGAUUAUGUACGUGGUGAGCUGGAGUCUGGGUAUGAGGGCCCGCUCUACUUGGUGCCUCUGUCUAUGAACCGCUUCACUACGGCCCUGAUCUGCCAGCUGGUGGUGUGUACUCUGUGCUCAUGUGUCAUGCAGACCAAGCGAAUCUGGCUCUUUUCAGCCCACUUACUCCCCCUGGUGGCCAGAUUGUGUCUUGUGCCUUUGGAGACCAUUGUGUUUGUAAAUCGCUUCGCCAUGAUUUUCACCGGACUAGAAGUCAUCUACUUCCUAGCUUCUAACCUGCUAGUGCCCUUCAACCUCGCCAAGACUGCAUACAGGGAGCUGGCACAGGUGGUGGAGGUGUAUGGGCUCUUAGCCCUCGGCAUGUCCCUUUGGAAUCAGCUUGUUCUACCUGUGCUGUUCAUGUGCUUCUGGCUAGUUCUGUUUGCUCUGCAGAUCUACACCUAUUUCAGCACCCGAGACCAGCCUGCUUCCAGGGAGAGAUUGCUUUUCCUUUUUCUCACCAGUAUUGCAGAAUGCUGUAGUACUCCAUACUCUCUGCUUGGACUGGUGUUCACUGUGUCAUUUGUAGCCCUGGGUGUGCUUACCCUCUGCAAGUUCUACCUGCAGGGCUACAGGGCCUUCAUGAAUGAUAACACAAUGCACAGGGGAAUGACUGAGGGAAUCACGCUGUUGAUUCUGGCAGUUCAGACGGGUCUAAUUGAGCUCCAGGUCAUCCACCGAGCCUUCCUUCUCAGUAUCAUUCUCUUCAUUGUGGUUGCUUCCAUUUUGCAGUCCAUGCUGGAGAUUGCUGACCCCAUAGUGCUGGCGCUAGGGGCAUCUAGAGAUAAGAGCUUGUGGAAGCACUUCCGUGCAGUCAGUCUGUGCCUGUUUUUACUCGUAUUCCCGGCUUACAUGUCCUACAUGAUCUGUCAGUUCUUCCACAUGGAUUUCUGGCUUCUUAUCAUCAUCUCCUCUAGCAUCCUUACAUCUUUGCAGGUGUUGGGCACAUUGUUGAUCUAUGUGCUCUUCAUGGUGGAGGAAUUGCGCAAGGUGCCAAUGGAGAACAUGGACGACGUAAUCUACUGCGUGAACAGCACCUACCGGAUGUUGGAAUUUGUGGUGGCUCUGUGUGUAGUGGCAUACGGCGUUUGUGAGACAGUGUUUGGUGAAUGGACUGUUAUGGGCUCCACCAUUGUGCUUGUACACUCCUACUACAAUGUGUGGCUGCGGGCACAACUGGGUUGGCAGAGCUUUUUACUCCGUCGCGAUGCCGUCAACAAGAUCAAGAGCCUGCCUACAGCCUCUGAACAACAGCUGCAGCAACACAAUGAUAUCUGCUCUAUCUGCUAUCAGGACAUGACUUCAGCUGUCAUCACACCAUGUAAUCACUUCUUCCAUGCCGGCUGUUUGAAGAAAUGGCUGUAUGUGCAGGAGGCCUGUCCUCUGUGCCACAGCCAGCUAAAGAGUUCAGCACAGCGGGAGGCAGGUAUGGAUGUGCCUCCACAACCUGAUGCCACCAUCCAGGAGGCUCAGCUAGAGGCACCCUUGCCUGCCUCGACCUCGGAUGAGGUGGAAAGUGGUGAAGAAGGGGAAGUGAAGGCCAACACUCCUGCUGAGACUGAUCUUCCUCUGUCCUCUUCCACAUGCUAAUGGCUGCUCUUGCCAGGUUCUCAGACCAGAAAUGAGCCACACCCCUCUGAUGUCAUACACGUUAAUGCUGGCCAAAGGAGGAGGAAUAU